Molecule: messenger RNA, 2260 nt
Organism: Cornus florida
Lineage: Eukaryota; Viridiplantae; Streptophyta; Magnoliopsida; Cornales; Cornaceae
Exons: 16
Coding region: 268-2004 (578 amino acids)
Biological process (GO): SCF-dependent proteasomal ubiquitin-dependent protein catabolic process
Cellular component (GO): SCF ubiquitin ligase complex
Molecular function (GO): protein binding
Source: RefSeq, a predicted model, not a curated record
CUCUCUAUUUUUUCCCCUGCUUUCGUGCCUUUUCAGUUUCAAUCCGUGUAUCUUUACCCUCUCUCUCUACGUUUCAGUCUAAUCAUAGAGAGUUUUCCGAUCGCUUCUUUGAUCACAUGGAAUAACUGGUCUCACAUCUCCUGUUUUUAGUUCUAGGUAGAGGUAGACGUAGAGUACGCGGCUAGAUCUCUCCUUAUGAAAUGGGAUACAACACUGUUCUUCGGUGCAUUUCAUGCUAGCAAGUGAGUACUUUCAAAGUCAUUUUCAAUGGGUGGGGUUUGUUCAAGGAAGAGAGACCAAUUAGGGGAUGAAGAUGGUGUACGGAGAGGGGUCUCCGGAAGGUAUUGCAAAAGUGGAAGUUCAAAAUGGCUGGGUGCCUCAUUCUCUCGGCCCUGUGUUGAAUGUCAUCUGGGAGGAGGCAAUUGCUCAUCCCUUUUGGAGCUUUGCAUUUACAAAAUAUGUGAGGAUAUUGACAAAUAUAGUUCAUUUUCUAUGCUGCCAAGGGAUAUAAGCCAACAGAUAUUCAAUGAAUUGGUGUAUUGUCAGCGUCUUAGUGAUGUUUCUCUCAAAGCUUUUGGAGGUUGUGCUCUCCAGGAUAUUUGUUUGGGAGAUUAUCCUGGAGUGGUGGACAGUUGGAUGGAUGUUAUCUCUUCGCAGGGAUCUUCUUUACUUUCCGUCGAUGUUUCUGGUUCUGAUGUUACAGAUUCUGGAUUGAGCCUACUGAAAGAUUGCUCAAAUCUCCAAGCAUUAGCUUUCAAUUGCUGUGACAGGAUUUCGGAGUGUGGACUAAAGCACCUUAGUGGCCUUUCAAACUUGACAUCUUUGAGUUUGAAAAAGAGCAACGCUGUUACUGCUGAAGGAAUGCGCGCCUUUUCCAAUUUAGUUAAUUUGGUAAAGUUGGACCUGGAGAGGUGUUCUGGAAUUCAUGGUGGAUUUGUUCAUCUCAAAGGUCUAACAAAGCUAGAGUCUCUUAAUAUCCGAUGUUGUAAGUGUGUUACAGAUUCGGACAUGAAGUCUCUUGCAGGGCUCACUAACUUGAAGGAAUUACAAAUAUCCUCCAGCAGCAUAACGGAUUUUGGAGUGUCUUAUUUGAAAGGUUUGCGCAAGCUUAUUUUGUUGAACCUGGAGGGAUGCCAUGUCACUACUGCAUGUUUGGAUUCUAUUUCAGCUCUUGUUGGACUGGCAUAUUUAAAUCUCAACAGAUGUGGUCUAUCUGAUGGUGGAUGUGACAAGUUUUCCAGACUAAAAAAUUUGAAGGUGUUGAACUUGGGGUUCAACAAUAUCACAGAUGCAUGUUUGGUGCAUCUAAAAGGUCUAAUGAAAUUGGAGAGCUUGAACUUGGAUUCAUGCAAGAUUGAUGAUGAAGGGCUUGCUAAUUUGACAGGCCUACUGAAUUUGAAAAUUUUGGUGCUGUCUGAUACUGAAGUUGGAAGCAAUGGGUUGCGUUAUCUCUCUGGUUUGAAGAAUUUGGAGGAUAUAAAUUUAUCAUUCACCUUAGUGAGUGACAAUAGUUUAAAAAAUCUGUCUGGAUUGGCACAUCUUAAGUCACUUAAUUUGGAUGCUCGCCAAAUUACUGAUGCUGGCCUUGCAGCUCUUACAAGCUUGACUGGGUUGACUCAUUUGGAUCUUUUUGGGGCACGAAUAUCUGAUGCCGGAACAAAUUGCUUGCGAUACUUCAAGAACCUCCGUGUUCUAGAAAUAUGUGGUGGAGGAUUAACAGAUGCCGCUGUGAAGAAUAUCAAGGAUCUCGGUUCAUUGACAUUGCUGAACCUGUCACAAAACUUGAACCUAACAGAUAAAACCUUGGAAUUGAUUUCUGGGUUGACAGCUUUGGUUUCUCUGAAUGUUUCAAAUUCUCGUAUAACCAACGAGGGGUUGCAGCAUCUGAAGCCUUUAAAAAAUUUACGUUCGUUAACCUUGGAGUCUUGUGGUGUUACUGCAUCUGGAAUCAAGAAACUUCAGUCAACUGCUCUUCCUAAUCUUGUGAGCUUUCGUCCCGAAUAGUUCCAGAGCAUUUCUAAAAUAUUCUGCAAGUUGCCUGCUAUCAACAUCCGAUAGCUUUAUGUAUAGGUAAAAUAAGUAGUAUGUACAAAAACGUAUUCCCAGAAAAUUUGCCAUGAAAUUGUAAAUAUGAUUGGCUUAAGACGAAUCAUGUAAAUAUAUGGUCGGCUUCUGGAUUUGAAGCUGCCUCUUCUGAACAAAGUUGUAUAUAGAUGCUAUGGUUGAUAUGAAGUUAUGAACCAUUAAUUAUAUUUUGCAA